Messenger RNA from Aspergillus fijiensis CBS 313.89, 487 nucleotides. RefSeq names its product 40S ribosomal protein uS8. Gene Ontology annotation, biological process: translation. Gene Ontology annotation, cellular component: ribosome; cytosolic small ribosomal subunit. The transcript has 2 exons. Bases 24 to 296 code for a protein of 90 amino acids. Gene Ontology annotation, molecular function: structural constituent of ribosome. Lineage: Eukaryota; Fungi; Ascomycota; Eurotiomycetes; Eurotiales; Aspergillaceae. The record is from RefSeq and is a predicted model, not a curated record.
UCAUCAUCAAGUUCCUCUCCGUCAUGCAGAAGCACGGCUACAUUGGCGAGUUCGAGGAGGUCGAUGACCACCGUUCCGGCAAGAUCGUUAUCCAGCUCAACGGUCGCCUCAACAAGACCGGUGUCAUCAACCCCCGCUACCCCGUCCAGCUCCGUGACCUCGAGAAGUGGACCACCCAGCUCCUCCCCUCCCGUCAGUUCGGUUUCGUCGUUCUGACCACCUCUGCUGGUAUCAUGGACCACGAGGAGGCUCGUCGCAAGCACGUUGCUGGCAAGCUCCUCGGUUUCUUCUACUAAAAAGUUUCAUCUGGCGAUGUCCUGAAAUGAUUGGAAUAUGACUUGUUAUGAUGUGGACGAGGGAUGUGCUCUCUGUUGCUUGUCUUGGCGGAGAGUUUUCGGAAUCGAUACCCCCGGCAGAAACGCCAUAGAUAGUUUAUUGAUUUAGAGUGAUCUCGUCCAACCAAACAAGGAUCCUUUCCGUCGUUUCA